Messenger RNA from Aegilops tauschii subsp. strangulata, 759 nucleotides. The record is from RefSeq and is a predicted model, not a curated record. NCBI's taxonomy places the organism in Eukaryota, Viridiplantae, Streptophyta, Magnoliopsida, Poales, Poaceae.
AUGCCGCCGACGACGACAUCAACGACGGCACCGUCGCUGCCGGACGAGCUCCUCGAGGAGGUCUUCCUCCGCCUCCCGCCGGAGGAGCCCGCGCUCCUCGCGCGCGCCUCCUUCGCCAGCAAGCUCUGGCUCGGCCUCCUCUCCGGCCCUCGUUUCCGCCGUCGCUACGGCGAGUUCCAUGGAGCUCCCCCCAUGCUGGGGUUCCUUUAUUCAUGGCCUUAUCUCUGCAUGCCUGAUGAGGAGGAACCCGUGGCAAACUUCGUCUCCACCACGAAAUUCGCCGCGCGCGCUCCCGACGACCAUGGGUACACUCCGUGGGACUGCCGCCAUGGCCGCGUUCUCCUGGGCAAUCAUUAUAAAUAUGAUAUGGGCCUCGUCGUCUGGGACCCAAUGACAGGCCGCCGGAUGAAGCUGGAAGCGCCCGCGCACCAUUGGGUCGCCGCAGUGCUCUGCGAUGUGAGCGAUUGUGACCACCGCGCUUGCCAUGAGGGCCCCUUCCGGGUGGUCUUCGUCGGCCUGGACAGGAUCGGUCAUGACGACGAUGAUUGUGUUGCACGCGCGCGCGUGUACUCGCCGGAGACGGACGAGUGGAGCGAGCAGUGCCCUGGUUUGCAGAAUGACGGCGAUAGGAAGAAACUGCCGGAGGGACCGUCGGCGCUUCAACAGAAGGCGGUGCGAGCUCAUGAUGCAGCUCGGGCGGCGCCGGCUGGUGGUCUGCUGAGAAUCACCGAGGCUGGGGAAGAAGGUCUUGAAAUAUGA